UGUCCCGGUGGCGUCACUCCGCGCACGCGCACUGUGGCCAGGCCGGGCGGCGUGGUUGCUCCCUUUACUGGCCCUGGUCUCCCUCCUCGCGUCUCCCUCCCAGCCUCCCGAGAUGCCGAAGAAGAAGCCGGGCAAAGCGAAGGGCGAGGAGGACUGGGUGGAAGAGGAGGCCCCGGCGACAGAGGCUCCCAAGAAAGAGAAGAAGGACAAGAAGGGAAAAAAGUCGUUUUUCGAUGAGAUUUCUUCCGAUAACAAGCAAGCCAUAGAAGCCAAGGAGGAAAAAGAGAAACAACAGCAGCAGCUGCAACAGGCUCAGCAGGCGAAGAAAAAGAAGGAACGGAAAGCCGGCCGCCGUAAGGCCGGCGACGAUGAUGAUGACGACGAUGAGGACGCGAUGGAGAAGCUGAAGCGCCUGGCCCUGCAGGACAGCGCUAGCGAGGAUGAUGAAGCCACCAAGCAGGGUACAAAGAAGGUGACAGGCAAAGCAGGCAAGGCAGACAAGGGUGGAAACAAGGCGCGAGACAAAGUCAGCCACGACGAGGACGAGCACGAGGCCAAUGGCAGUGACAACAAGAAGGCAGAGAAGAGGAAAAACGGGAAGCAGAAGGGGCCUGUGAAGGGAGGGAAUGUGUUUGCUGCACUCGCACAGAGCGAUGAUGAAAGCGAUGAUGACGACGAGGAUGCCAACGAGUCUGGGCACGACUCGGCUGGCAGUCGUGACAAGAGGUCGAGGAAACCUGGCAAUAAAACCAGCGGCAGCAGCAGCGACACCAAGGGCAAGCAAAGAGGAACGGGCAAAGGCAAGCACUCCAGGGACGAUGACGAUGAAGAAGAGGAGGAUGAGGAUGCGCCCAGUAAAAAUGAGGAUGGGAAGAGCGGUCAGAAUGAUAAGGAUGCCGAGGAUGGCAGUAUUCCUGCCGCCGACAAUGGAGCCGAUCCCUCCUCUAACCUUAGCCGCAAAGAGAGGAAGAAACUCGAGAAGCAGCGUGCGUAUGAGCGUCAGGUGGAGUCUCUUCGCGCGUGUGCCGAGGCCGAGGGAGACUUUGCGGUGUCGCAGCAGGAGCUGACGUCGCGCAAGGCGGCGCUAGAGAAUGCUUCCGACAUCAAGAUAGAGAAGUUUAGCAUCUCUGCGCACGGCAAGGAGCUGUUUGUGAACGCUGAGCUCAACAUUGUGGCCGGGCGCAGAUACGGCCUCGUGGGGCCCAACGGAAAGGGGAAAACAACACUGCUCAAGCACAUCUCUAACCGAGCUCUUAACAUCCCACCCAACAUCGACGUGCUGCUUUGUGAGCAGGAGGUGGUGGCGGACUCGACCCCGGCAGUGCAGGCCGUGCUGCGCGCCGACGUGCGUCGCGGUGUGCUGCUGCAGGAGGAGUCGAAGCUGCAGGCGCGGCUCGAGAGCGGAGACGACUCGGUCGGCCCUCGCCUCGAGAAGGUGAUCGAGGAGCUGCGGGCGAUGGGUGCCGACGCGGCAGAGGCGAAGGCGCGCAGGAUCCUCGCCGGUCUGGGCUUCACCCCCGAGAUGCAGGGACGUCCCACCAAGAAGUUCUCCGGGGGUUGGCGCAUGCGAGUGUCGCUGGCACGGGCCCUCUUCAUGGAGCCGACGCUGCUCAUGCUGGACGAGCCUACCAACCACCUGGAUCUCAACGCCGUCAUCUGGCUCAACAACUACCUGCUGACGUGGCGGAAGACACUGCUGAUCGUGUCCCACGACCAGAGCUUCCUGGAUGACGUGUGCACAGACAUCAUCCACCUCGACUACCAGAAGCUUUUCUACUACCGCGGCAACUACUUGACGUUCAAGAAGAUGUAUGUGCAGAAGCAGAAGGAGCUGCAGAAGCUCUACGAUAAGCAGGAGCGACGGCUCAAGGAGCUCAAGGCUGGCGGAAAAUCCACGAAGCAGGCGGAGAAGCAGACGAAGGAGGCGCUGACACGGAAGCAGCAGAAGGGUCGCACCGGCAAGAAGGAGGAGGAGGGCGCCCCGCAGGGCCUGCUGGCGCGACCGCGCGAGUACACGGUCAAGUUCACCUUCCCCAACCCGCCGCCGCUCUCCCCGCCCAUCCUCGGCCUGCACGGGGUUGACUUUGGCUAUGAGGGCCAUCCCCUGCUCUUCAAGAACGUGGACUUUGGGUUGGACUUGGAGUCUCGCAUCUCCAUCGUGGGUCCGAACGGCGUGGGGAAGAGUACACUGCUGGGACUGCUCACCGCGGCACUAGAACCGAAUAAAGGUGAACGCAGGAAAAAUCACCGUCUGAAGAUCGGCUUUUUCAACCAGCAGUACGCGGAUCAGCUGGCCAUGGAGGAGACUGCCACCGAGUACCUGCAGCGCUGCUUCAACCUGCCCUACCAGGAGGCGCGCAAGCGCCUGGGACGCUUCGGCCUGGAGAGCCAUGCGCACACCAUCCAGAUCAACAAGCUGUCCGGCGGGCAGAAGGCCCGAGUGGUGUUUGCGGAGCUGAGCUGUCGAGAGCCAGAUAUCCUCAUAUUGGAUGAACCGACAAACAACCUCGACAUAGAGUCCAUUGAUGCCCUCGGUGAAGCCAUCAACCAGUACAAAGGAGGUGUCGUGAUCGUGAGUCACGAUGCUCGGCUCAUAACGGAGACGAAUUGCCAGCUGUGGGUGGUGGAGGAGUCGACUGUGAACCAGGUGGAGGGCGACUUCGAGGACUACAAGCGCGAGGUGCUGGAGUCGCUCGGCGAGAAGAUCAUCGCCACGGCUUCUGUCACGGCCAAACAGACAGCUGCCAAUGCGGCCGCUAGCGCGGCCACCGGCGCGGCCACCGGCGCGGUUGCUGCUGGCACGGGUACCUCCAAGCCGUGAUGGCACAGGUCCCCGAUGACGCACCACCGUCUGCACAAGUGCAGCUCAUGAAGCGAGGCUUUGGCCAGUGCCUUGGUCUGGUGGAUUGUAAACCACGGUCUCCCCUCCUAAGCCCUGGGCAAUAAAGACUGUAACAAAUGCCUGUAACGCAAGAACACAGUGCAGGCUGUUGAUGUAAGCUGUCGACAUGAGCUUUUAGCAUCGGUCAGGAACACACAGCUGUCGCCACAUGCUGUUAUCACAUGCUGUCACCACAACCGUAAGCACAACCUCUAAAUACAAUUCUUCACCGCAUGAUAUCGACACACUCAAUGCAAUCCUUCACUAAACGUCAUCAACGCAAGCUCAAGCAUAUUUGAUCACACUCUGCUUACACAAUAUCUCAAUACACACUGAACACAAGCUGUCACUGUCCCCACAAGCUCUCGGCACAGCAACACAAACGUAUCGAUAUGAGCCUUCGUUUAGUCCACCAGCACAAGUGGUCAAUUCAAGGUGUCAAUGCAACCCUGCGACACAACUUUAUUUUUUAAUCCCGCAAGCUCUCAACGUAAGUAAUAGACCCAGCGCUAUAAUGCAAGCCACUCAAACCAAUCUCUCAACACAAGUUUUGGACACAACUCGACAGCCUACGUAAGCUGUCACCUCACACGGUGAACAACAGUAGCCGUCUUAAGCCCUCAACAGGUCCUUGUACACUCACCGUCGGCACAAUCCUUUUAGCGCAAGCUGUCAGUGUUAGCCAUUUCCAAUGUCCCUCGCACGCUCGUGUAAUGACUGCAUCUAAUAAACAUGGCAAGAAAGUCUA
Petromyzon marinus (sea lamprey) is the source of this 3629-nucleotide messenger RNA. RefSeq names its product ATP binding cassette subfamily F member 1 (gene ABCF1). Lineage: Eukaryota; Metazoa; Chordata; Hyperoartia; Petromyzontiformes; Petromyzontidae. The record is from RefSeq and is a predicted model, not a curated record. Gene Ontology annotation, molecular function: ATP binding; ATP hydrolysis activity.